This is a messenger RNA of Cetraspora pellucida, 2886 nucleotides long. The record is from the annotation of a GenBank genome assembly. NCBI's taxonomy places the organism in Eukaryota, Fungi, Glomeromycota, Glomeromycetes, Diversisporales, Gigasporaceae.
AUGGCCGCCACUGUUCAAUCUAUGCCGAGUCUUUCGGAAGAAACCGAGAUUGUUGAAUACACCGAGGAGGUUCUUGAAGUUGUCAAGGUUGUUGAGGUGGAGGCUGUUAAUGAAAAGGAAAAAAAAACCCUUACUGGCGUAACUUCUGACCAUAAUGAACUUGUUGAUACUGAAAAGACCGCGGAAAAAUCCGAGGAUGUUAACGAACACGCGGAAAAGCACACUGAACAUACCUUAGUUGACCAUCCUGAAGAAUAUGAUUCAAAAUCUGGGGAAUCGAAUAAGGCGGAUCCGAAAAGUUCGGACCAUACAACUGAUCCAUUGACCCCUCCAAAAAGUCCUAUAGAUGAAAAAGAGAAAUCGGAUAAAAAGAAUGCAAGUUCCAAAAUAGCUACGUCUACUAACAAAACGGUCAAAACUGCUGCAUCGGCCACUAAACCUAGUGCCGUUAAGAAAACUUCUACUGCAACUUCGACUAGUGCCAAACCUCGUGCACGCAGUCCGUCGGUCAGUAAGUCAAAUUCCCCUACGGCUUCGAAAUCUCCAGGAACACGUUCUUCUAGUACUUCCAGCGCUACGAGGGCCCCGGUUACAAUUCCAAAACAACCGAGUAGUCCUACUGUAGCGAAAACUCCAAAUACCUCGUCUAAGUCCGGUGCUAACGUGACCUCUGCAAAAACUGUCACUCAAAAAACUCCUGCUAAAACUUCUACCGCUGCUACUCCCGUUACCACUGCAAAAGCAGCUGUUACAUCUCCGAAAGCGAAUUUGGUGGCUCCUACUCGGAAAGCUUCCACAAAUCCUAGUAGUUCUGUUACUACCACCGCACCAAAAAAAUCACCAACCGCAGGUACUACCCCUCAUGCUAAGGUAACUAAUUCUUCAACACACGCUUCAAAGAAUAAAAUUGCACCAUCUACGGCGCUCUCAGCCAAGCAUGCUACAUCUAAGAGUACUGGCUCAGCAGAAAACGAUUUGAAAAGUGGUACUUCAGCAGAUGAUGGUUACAAACAAAAGAACGAAGAGCUCACGAGAUUAAUUGAAGAAAAAGAUAAGAUGUUGAAAUCCCGCCAAGAUGAAUUGGAAGAACUUAAAGUUCAACUAGCGAAAAGAGAUGAGAUUGAUGAAUCUAUUGAAAAACAUGCUCACACUUUGGAAGAACUGAAAAAAGCUCAUGAAGAAGAAACUCAAAAGAUUCAAAAAGAAAAGGAUGUGGCCAUUUUAUCAAAAGAAGCUGAGAUAGAAGCUCUCAAAAAAGAAAUUGAAGAUUUGAAAAAGGCUCUUGCAAAGGCCAAAGAAGAAAAUGAUGAAAAAAUUUCAAACAUUCGUGAAGAGCAUGCUAAACUUAUUGAUCAGAUUAAAGAUACGCAUGAAAAAGAGACUACUGAAUUGUUUGAGAAGGUUAAAAGUGGUGAAAAAGCUGCUGAAGAACUUGUGUCUGUCAAAAGUCAUCUUGAAGAGUUGGAACAAGCAAGAGAACAAAUAAAAAAUGAAGUCAUGUCAACUCAAGGAGAGACUGCUGUUGCUUUCGAAAAAAUUAAGGUGCAAUAUGCCGACGAAAUUGCUGAACUCAAGGACUCUCAUGCUAAGGAAUUGGAACACUUGAAAUCUGAACAUGAUAAAGAGGUUGAGAAAGCAAGAAAUGAUAUUCAGGAAACUCUUAUGAUUCAUCAUAACGAAGAAAUUGAAAAGCUUGAACAAACACAUGAUAAGGAAUUAAAUUCUAUCAGGCUUAGUCUUGAAACCAAAAAUGACGCAGCCAUCCAAGAGCUCUCAGCUCUUAGAUCUCAGCAUUCUCAAGAUAUAGAGGAUCUUAAAUUAAAACACUCUAGAGAAAUUGAAGAACUUAAAUCCCAUCAUACCCAAGAAAUUGAAACUUUAAAGGCAUCAGCUGAUGAAGGUCUUGUACAAAAGUAUGAGUCUCAAUUAUCAAACUUGCAGAGUUUAGCACAAAAGAGGGAUUCCGAAUUAGAAGAUCUCAAAGCAAACCAUGAUUCCAUGCUAGAGAGGUUGAAAACCGAUUAUGAAGCUCGGUUCGAAACAUUAAGGGUUGAAAUUGAAGGAUCCGAAAAUUCCCCUGACACAGGAAUUGAGGAGUUAAAAGCUAUUCACGCUAGAGAAAUUGAUAAUCUGAAAUCUACCCAUGUAAAGGCAAUUGAAGAAUUGAAAACUCAACAUGAAGAACAAUUGAAAAAAUUAGAAGAUCAACUUCUAGAGUCUCAUAGCAAAGUUUUGCAAGAAACAAUCACGAAUCUUGAAAAAGAAAUAAAAGAAAAGGAGGAAAGUUUAACGUUGGAAAAUGAAACCCUUAAAAAAGAAAAUAAGGAAUUGUCAGAGAAGUUUGAAGUUUCAAAACAAAAUGUUGACUCUCAUGUUUCAACAUUAGAAGUGUUGAAAAAAGAGCAUCAAAAGGAAAUGGAACUACGUACCUCAUUACAAGCUUCUCUGGAUGAGAAAAAUAACGAGAACGAAGAAUCCUUUGAGUCACUACGCCGCGAGUAUAAUCAAAAGAUUGAUGAACUUGAAUUAGCACAUGCUCGUGAACUUAAAGAAAAGUUGGAUGAACUCGAAUUGUCACAGGCUCGUGAAUUUAAAGAGAAGGUCGACGAACUCGAAUUGGCACAUGCUCGUGAACUUAAGGAAAAGACCGAUGAACUCGAAUUGGCUUAUGCACGUAAACUUGAGGAAAAAGAGGUAGAAAUAAAGAACAAGGCCAUGGAAAAUAAAUGGCUCGAAGACGAAAAUGAUCAACAUGAUGCAAAGGCUAAAACACUGAAUAAAGACUUGGAACUUCUUCGUAAAGAAAACGUACAAUUGAGAGAUGAAAACAAUCAGAUGCUCGAGUUGAUUCAUAAAUAUCAAGAACAGCUAGCUCCUAAAUUUUAA